This is a messenger RNA of Morchella importuna, 924 nucleotides long. RefSeq lists its product as uncharacterized. The record is from RefSeq and is a predicted model, not a curated record. Bases 1 to 924 code for a protein of 307 amino acids. The transcript is spliced from 5 exons. Lineage: Eukaryota; Fungi; Ascomycota; Pezizomycetes; Pezizales; Morchellaceae. Gene Ontology annotation, molecular function: hydrolase activity.
AUGUUGGGUCCAAAUUCCUACCUUUCUGAACCAACUGCAGAAUAUGCUGAAUACCUUAGAGUUACAAACCCCAUCCCAGACCUCGCGGACAUAGGAGGCAGUGAACAAGCCCGUCAAGCCCUCCAGAAUCUCUUCAAUCCCAGCCGUAACGUCACGAUCCCCACAACUGGCUUCACUAUCACCGACUUCACCAUUCCUGCUCGAGAUGGCUACAGCCUUCCCAUACGCUCCUAUAUCCCGAGGGCCCAGAAAACACCACUUGGCCUGUUAUCAUAUGGAGCCACUACGGAGGAUGGGUUUUCGGCGGCCUGGAGAGCGACGAUACCCUCUGCCGAGUUGAACGAUGUUCAUGACACCGUCAGAUGGGUAUCCGCAAACCCGGAUAAACUCAACGCAGACCUCACCAAAGGCUUCAUCAUUGGCGGCACAUCAGCUGGCGCCAACAUGUCCUCCAUCGUAGCGCAUCUCGCCCGCGACGAAAAUCUUACACCCCCACUAACUGGGCAGCUCCUCAGUCAGGGGAACUUCUUUAGCCGUGGCCACCUCGAUUUUAUCCCCGAGGAACUGCGCGCUGAGUAUACUUCCGAUAUCGAUAACAAAGAUGCAGUAAUCAUUAGCGCAAAAUCUAUGGAGUACAUUUUCAAUACAGUAAAACCGGAUCCGACAAGCCCCCUUUUCAGUCCGGUGUUGUUUAAGUCGCAUAAGGGACUUCCGAAAGCCUUUUUUGAGGUUGCGGGAGGUGACCCGCUAAGAGACGAUGGAUUGAUCUACGCAAAGAUCUUGCAGGCGAGUGGGGUAGAGACGAGAAUGAAAAUCUUCCCAGGGCUGCCACACACAUUUUAUGAGUUUUCACAAUGGAAGGCGGCGGGAGAGUGGAUUCCUAGUCUGGUGGAGGGUGGAAAAUACUUGCUGGGACGCGCGUAG